Messenger RNA from Acanthoscelides obtectus, 383 nucleotides. The record is from the annotation of a GenBank genome assembly. Lineage: Eukaryota; Metazoa; Arthropoda; Insecta; Coleoptera; Chrysomelidae.
AAGAUGGUCGCGACAUUUGUGUCAAAAGCGGAUUAUAUUGCAACAAUUCCUCUUAACGAGCAAAGAACUGUUACUGCGGAUUGGUAUACCACCAUUUGUUUGCCAAAAGUCAUCACCGAGCUUCGAAAAAUCAACCCCGAAAGAAGAAUCAUCCUCCACCAAGACAAUGCAAGCUCGCGCACAGCCCAAAAAACAAGGCAGUAUUUAACGUAAGAAAGCGUGGAAUUAUUGGACCAUCCUACAUAUAGUCCCGAUCUAAGUCCUAGCGAUUUCUUUACUUUCCCGAAAAUUAAAAACAGACUGCGUGGUCAAGGGUUCCAGUCCCCAGAAGAAGCAGUUGACGCAUUCAAAAAUGCCGUUUUGGAUCUGCCAGCAAACGAGUG